AUGAAUCGCCAAUCUGAAUCUAAAACUCUUGGCAUGGACUUCAAUACAAUAUUGUCAUCAAUCCAGGCUUGCAAAUCAGCAGAGAAAAAUUCAUGCCACAAAUCAAACGGCACCCAUUGUUCUCCAAAUAUUAGCAACUUCGGGGCAGUCCCUCAAAGCAUGCAAGAAUCCGGAGGGUCAGAAGAAUGUGUCACAUUCAAAAAAGGCUUUGGCACAACCAUCACGUCGGGCGGUGGGGGAACAGAAACUUUUCCUGAGUUUGGAUCCUUCAAGACUGACGGAGGCACGCAGACCCGGGCUAUUCUAAGCGUAGCGACGAGGGGACGAAGGAGUAAGGCGAAGAGGAAGAUAAAAGGUUGGUACCGAAACCAAGUCCAAUUGGUUAACUAUACUACCUAA
Messenger RNA from Striga asiatica, 399 nucleotides. The record is from the annotation of a GenBank genome assembly. Lineage: Eukaryota; Viridiplantae; Streptophyta; Magnoliopsida; Lamiales; Orobanchaceae.